Molecule: messenger RNA, 768 nt
Organism: Penicillium cinerascens
Lineage: Eukaryota; Fungi; Ascomycota; Eurotiomycetes; Eurotiales; Aspergillaceae
Product: alpha/beta hydrolase
Exons: 2
Coding region: 1-768 (255 amino acids)
Source: RefSeq, a predicted model, not a curated record
AUGAGCAAACCAACUUUCAUCUUGGCGCCGGGCGCGUGGUACCCGCCCACAGCAUUCAACCCACUCAUCGAGAAGCUGAGCGACUACACCUGCCGCACAGUGGCCUUCCCCUCAAUCCAACAGGCAACUACCGUGCAGGACUUGCAGCCUGACAUCAACAGUGUCCGCACGCUGGUCGAGUCGGAGGCAGACGCGGGGCACGAUGUUAUCAUGGUUUUGCACAGCUGGGCCGGGUUACCAGUUUGCAGUGCGCUGGAUGGACUGAGCAAAGCCGAGCGCGAGAAAGACGGCAAGCAGGGUGGCGUCAUCAGGCUGGUAUUCUUUGCAGGUUUCAUUCCCCAAGUCGGCGAGAGUUUGAUCGGUGCAUUCGGAGGUGCCCCGCCUCCGUGGUAUGUUCGCGAGGUUGAGAAUGGAACUGUCACGGCUAGUGAUCCCUUUUGGCUUUUCUUCCACGAUGUUCCUGAUGGUCAGGAGUGGGCUGCUACGCUUCGGCCUCAUGCUUGGGCUACCAAGAACGCGCCUGCGACUAGUGCGGCGUAUUACCAGAUUCCGUCUUCAUAUCUGCUUUGCGAAGAGGAUCGCGCUAUUCCGAUGGCGGUGCAGCAGCUGAUGGUUGAUCGAGCUCAGACGAGGGGUGCGCAGAUUGAGACGGAGAAGAUCGCGACGUCACAUUCUCCUUGGCUUGUGCACCCGGAGAAGGUGGCGGAGUAUCUUCGCCGACAAGCUGGCGAGUCGAUUUACACCUUCUCAGGCAUGAAAAAUACCUAG